Lathyrus oleraceus (garden pea) is the source of this 1262-nucleotide messenger RNA. NCBI's taxonomy places the organism in Eukaryota, Viridiplantae, Streptophyta, Magnoliopsida, Fabales, Fabaceae. The record is from RefSeq and is a predicted model, not a curated record.
AAAAAUAGAGGGAAAAUUAAACGAAAAGAAACAGAAAAGAAACAAAUAGAGAGCGUGAAGAAAAGUGAGAGAGACUGAGAAGACUCUGAACAAACAAGAGCGAGAGUUUUACUUUCUUCUCAGAUCUUCAAUUUCUUCACUCAAUUUCAACCUAGAGCACAAUCGCAUAGCUUUUGAUUCACUCCUUUUUGCUUGCUAUGGACCAAUAUGAAAAGGUUGAGAAAAUUGGUGAAGGAACUUACGGUGUGGUUUAUAAGGCUCGUGACCGUGUUACCAAUGAGACUAUAGCUUUGAAGAAAAUUCGACUUGAACAGGAGGAUGAAGGAGUUCCUAGUACUGCUAUUCGUGAGAUUUCUCUUCUUAAGGAAAUGCAGCAUAGGAACAUCGUUAGGUUGCAGGAUGUUGUGCACAGUGAGAAGCGAUUGUAUCUGGUUUUCGAGUAUCUGGACUUAGAUCUGAAGAAGCAUAUGGAUUCAUCUCCCGAGUUUGUAAAAGAUCCUCGACAAGUAAAAAUGUUCCUUUAUCAAAUGCUCUGUGGAAUUGCUUACUGUCAUUCACAUAGAGUUCUUCACCGAGACUUGAAACCACAAAAUUUGUUGAUAGAUCGCCGUACUAAUUCUCUAAAGCUUGCAGAUUUUGGAUUGGCCAGGGCAUUUGGCAUUCCUGUCAGAACAUUUACACACGAGGUAGUUACACUAUGGUACCGAGCUCCAGAAAUAUUGCUUGGAUCUCGUCAUUAUUCUACCCCAGUCGAUGUUUGGUCAGUGGGGUGUAUAUUUGCAGAGAUGUCAAACCGACGACCUCUAUUCCCCGGGGAUUCCGAGAUUGACGAAUUAUUUAAAAUAUUCAGAAUCUUGGGUACACCAAACGAAGAUACAUGGCCAGGAGUAACUUCAUUGCCUGAUUUUAAAUCAACAUUUCCCAGGUGGCCAGCUAAGGACCUAGCGGCCGUGGUUCCAAAUCUUGAGCCAGCUGGUCUUGAUCUUCUUUCUAGCAUGCUUUGCUUGGACCCCAGCAAAAGAAUCACUGCAAGGAGCGCCGUGGAACAUGAAUACUUCAAAGACAUUAAAUUUGUACCCUAAUGCCACAUCUUAAUGGUAAAGGUGUUUAUAGCAAUAUGUGCAGAAUUUAUGAAUUUUGAUUUUGCAUGAAAUGCGUGUGCUAUUUUUGUUAUUUUCAACGACUUGGGAUACUGUCAGAUUUUAAUUUUUUGUCCUAAAAUAUUUCAGAUUCAACUCAGUGUGAUAUGAUAAUUUUGCAUA